UGAAGAAGCGAAAAGAAAAUCAUAUAAAAAACGGAAAGCUGGGAAAAAAGAAAAAUUCCUUCUUUCCUGCGGAAGAAAAAGAGAAGAGAAGAGAAGAGAAGAGAAGGGAGCAGAAUCUGUUUGGGACUAAACAGAGAAUCUAUUCCGACGAACCUUUCGGGUGGAUUUGUAUCGAUUGGUUUGGUCGUAGUCCCUUUUGUAGAAUCUUAAUUGAGGUUUUUUUUUGUGGUUUCGAAGAUGAUGGUAGCUAACAGCUUCGAUCUAUGGCAAAAGGAUGUUUUUUUCUCAGCAGCCGAGGAGGUUCAAGAAUCUGCCGAUAUAAUGGAAUCUGCAUAUAGAUUGUGGAUUAAAGAGAAGAGAGAAGGUCGAGAAACCGUAGAUUCAGACGAGCUCUGCAAAGAACUCCAAGCAGCUUUGAGCACAGCAAAAUGGCAGCUAGAAGAGUUUGAGAGGGCAGUGAGGUUAAGCCAUGGACAUUUUCGAGACGACACUACAUUGACCAGACAUAAACAGUUUGUCGCCGCUAUUGAAGACCAGAUACAUCGAGUACAGUCUUCUCUGCAAGAGGCUUUAAGCGAGAAUGGGAAACAACCUUUGCGUUGGGUGGAUCUCAACAAAGAAGAGCGUGAUGACCUUGCCAUGUUUCUAUCUGGAUCUUCUCAAACCUCUGAGAGUUUAAACAGUGACAGCAUCAACUUGAGAGAUUCCUCAACAAGUUCCCCAGCAGAAAAUCCACUUGGGAUCAACAGUAAAAGAGAGGCUAGAUGUUACGGAGACAGUCCUGAAUGUGUGAUAGACAUUGUAGAGAGAGGAAGUCCGGAAAAUGGUAAUGCCAUAAUCAACGUGCAGGCAGAGAAGAAGGCUGGAACCAGAAGAACAUGGAGUUCACCUAAUGUACCAAAUAUCAGUGCUUUGAGGAUUAAUGUACCUGUUGAUGCGGACGAAGAGGAGAGGAAGAGAUUAAUGUCAUUACAAGUCGAAGCCACUCCUAAAGAAAAAGGAUCUAAGCCUCUGUUUUCGCUGCAGAGAUGUCGUGAUUGUAACCAACUCUUUGACAGAGUCAGAUAUUAUCAAAGACGGUUUCGCAUUCCAUUUAGCCGUCCGAUUCAGCUCGUUCUUUCCUUAACGCUAGUCUUGUUAUUUCUAUUGCUCUUUGGAGUUUAGUAAUCUUGUUUUGGGAAAACUCUAAAGAAAAAUUGGCAGGGUUUUUGUUACAGAUUCUUGCGUGUUGGUCACACACCUUAGAUGCUCUACGCAGAGCCGGGCCUGGGCUUCUCUUCGGAGCCGGCAAAUUUAAAAAGUUGUUAGGGGCCAAUUUGUGAAAAAAUGUGUUAUUACGGAUGGUUUACGUUGUGGAGAUUCUUUGUCAUAUGUACUUUUAUUAAUAAACUAUGUUGUAAGAAAUAUUAUAUGUUCUUUUCCCAAAAAAAACAAGAGAUAUUCGAA
Messenger RNA from Eutrema salsugineum, 1446 nucleotides. RefSeq lists its product as uncharacterized. Gene Ontology annotation, cellular component: membrane. The transcript has 6 exons. NCBI's taxonomy places the organism in Eukaryota, Viridiplantae, Streptophyta, Magnoliopsida, Brassicales, Brassicaceae. Gene Ontology annotation, biological process: Golgi vesicle transport. Bases 238 to 1164 code for a protein of 308 amino acids. The record is from RefSeq and is a predicted model, not a curated record.